Messenger RNA from Carassius carassius (crucian carp), 5957 nucleotides. RefSeq names its product pleckstrin homology domain-containing family G member 4B-like. Gene Ontology annotation, molecular function: guanyl-nucleotide exchange factor activity. The record is from RefSeq and is a predicted model, not a curated record. The coding region runs from base 168 to 5030 and encodes 1620 amino acids. Lineage: Eukaryota; Metazoa; Chordata; Actinopteri; Cypriniformes; Cyprinidae. The transcript is spliced from 24 exons.
GUCAGUGUGUCGGAGACCUGCAGUUUGGAAGGGUUAUUGAGCAACAUACACACAAACCUGCCCACUCAGCACACAUGCACACACACUCACACUCAACCGCGGCAUGGGAGGCCGCCGGACUCACUGGAAAAUGACUCUAAUGAAGGGAAGAACAAUCAGCCUACAGCAUGGACUCUGAAUCUCUGGACAACUGUAUUCAGAGCACGCUCUCUGCUCUCUACCCUCCAUUUGAAGCCACUGCGGCCACCGUGCUAUGCCAGGUGUUAGACGUGGUUGAGACGAAAUACCGUGGAGACGGACUACGCUACAUCAUUGACUUCCUGGUGCCCGCUAAACACAUCCUGCAGAGCAUACAACAGGAUGCAUGCUUCCCAUACUGUGGUUUCCUGUUUCGUCAUGAGGGAUGGCCUCUCUGUGUCCAUGAGAAGGUCAUAAUUCAGCUCUCCUCUUUGGACUGGCGUGUGUUACGGCCCAGCGACUUUUACUUACAGGUGACGCCUUCACCCAAAAGCCCCCCGCGUAUCACAGUAAAGUGUCUGGCAGUUAGCGGGCAUCAUGUGGAGGAACUGGACGUGCCAGAGCUAGCAUAUACCUCUCUAUUCACCAUGGACUGGCUGGACUCCAUCAACCGGGAGAGGAGUGUGGUCAGAAGAGCCGCCCUGGAACACUGUCUUUUAUCAGCAGAUAAUGAUAUUUAUAGGGUACCCUGGGAGGAUAUUGUUCACCCGGAGUUUAUCAGCAGACCCCCCAAAGUUAAAGAACAAGCUGAAAGUAUAGGGAUGUGCAAGGAAGUUGCCAACAGAGAGGAAAGGGAUUCAGACAUAGAUCAAGAAGACAACCCUGAGGACAUACGAUGUAGGAUUUUUAUUGACACUUCCACUGAGCAAUCCGGGGAGAUGGACUGUCAGAGCAAUGGGGUUAAGCUCCUCCCUGCUCUCAGUGAGAUCGGUAAAGAGAGCAGUGGACGGAGCUCUAGCAGCACGGCAGAGGAUUCAGAGGGAGAGUAUGUGGAGCUUGCUGAAAUCUCCUUACCACGCUUUUCCCCACAGAAGGGCUCUCUCACUCAAGCCAUUAGCAUGAACUACAGAAAUCUACAUAAACCACAGACUGCGGUUUCUACUCCGCAUAAAACUAAACCAGAGCAGAGUCUUUUGAAGAAUGGUGCAUGCUCCCAGAGCAUGGUAUGUGCCAUGCUGAUUGAAGAAAACCUGAGUGAUACCUACCAACCUGUGAUCUUAAUCCCAGAGCGUCCACUUCAGCAGGUGGACGGGUCUGAGCACACCUGUGCUGCAGCAUCCAGUCAGGAAGUAGCCCGAAUUGUUUCCCAUCUGUCUGCUAAAACCCAAAGUGAAGACCCCUCAGCAGUUCCUCCACCACUGCCGCCCAUCUCCCAGAAGACCCAGCCUGUCCAGAGUGAGGCUCAUGACAUCAAUCGUGAUGUCCUGAGCUCAGGAGUGCUCUGUCUGCCUGGAACACGAGAUAAAUCAGGCCACGCGCUUGUGACAGUGACAACGAGAAACACAAUCUGGUUGAAUCCAAACUGCAAUAGUGGAGAGCUGGUGCGGAUCAUGGUCUACUUCUUCGGUACACUCAGGAAGGAAGUUAGUGCUUUGGGACUGACUGUCCUGGUGGAUGCUCGCAGGUGUUCUCCUGUCCCCGCUCUCUUUAAAGCCUUCAACAUCCUCCAGGCAGCCAUGCCGGGAUGCAUCCAUACAGUACUGCUGCUGGCCGACAGAGAUCUGACUGUACGUGUGGAGAAAACCACUUCUGUUCCGGUGGAGUUGUUGACAUCGCUUAAAUCUCUCUGUAAGCACGUGGACAUCUCUCAGCUCCCCACUGAGUUUGAAGGCACUUUCCCUUACUCUCACAGCAGCUGGAUCGGUUUCAGAAUGAGGUUGGAACAGCUGACCAGUCAUUGUGAGGAUGCUGUGAACCUGCUUCAGAACACCAUCAGCAAACUGGAGUCCACAGUGCUGCCCCCUACAGCAGAGGAGGCACAGAUCUUAUUGUGUAAGUACCGAGAGUUGAUGAGGUCUGUUCUGGAGGACAGCAGGUUGGUGCGGCUACAGCUGGAGGGAGGAGCCGCUCUGUCCUGUUUGCGAAAAGAAGAAACCAGUGUCAUACUGACAGAGGACUACAGAGAUGCUAUUGAGAAUGCAGGCCGUCUGUAUAACCAAGUGGACGAGUCGGUUCACAGACUGGUGAUGCUGUCCAACAAAUGCACACAGGAACUGGAAUUCAUAAUGGAGUUUAAGACUCUGGAGGAGGGAUUCAGAGAGGUGAGUCAGUGGAUAGAAGAAGUGGGCGAGUCUCGUCUGCAGACUCUGAGUGAGCUGGAAGAUUCCUUGGAGAAGUUACAUCAUAAACAGACUGUCUUCAGAGAAUUUUACACAGCUGCAUAUGAGCACUGUAAGAGCGGUGAAGCUCUCCUCAAGCGCUUAGAGAAGUGGGAAGACAUCUCUUCUGCAGAGCUGCAGGUGUACGAGGUGAAAGUUCGCUCAUUCUGGGUCCAUCUACAUGAUUUCUCCCAGCGAGUGGAGGAUACCAAGGAUAAAAUUGACAAGACUGUUCGACUCUACGAGUUCUUUGACAAGGCAUAUGAAUGGGCGCUAGAGGGCAUGCGUCAUUUGGGGUCUGUUAGUAUGGAGGAGUGUGGCAUGUCUGAGAAGUGUCAGAGUGUGAUCGGGUGUUUGGAGACCUAUCGCAGUCAGCACCCCCCGAUCCCAGACGCACACUUCCAGGAGAUGAAGGACCUCGCUGGGGAGCUGAAGAGCGAACAGGGACUCAGGCAGUGGAAGUUUGCUUGGUCCAAGUGUCAGGAGACAAAGCAGAUGUUUGAGAAGAAGCUGGAGAUGGCCCUGCGCACCCGUCGUGAGAGUGACUCCAAAUCAGCAAGGGGUGACUCCUCUCGCCGCAACUCGGACUGUAGCCCUAAACCUCAGGAGCGUAGCAGUAGCAUCUCCUUCUCAUGUCGGAAAGCGUUCGGCAGAGGCUGGGGGCGGGACAGACUUUCCUCACAGUCAAGCACAUCCUCAACUCCUAGCAGUCCUUCAGGCAUUCGCAUGGACAACCGUGACUCUGUUCGAACUCCAACAGGAAGUCCAUAUAGCACUGAGCACAGAAUCCCCCACAGCACCCCUGUCAGGUCCCACAGGCUAACACGUAGCAUCUCCACAGACGAGUCUCCGCAGCAGCCACAUCUGGAGGUGCAGGUGUGUGCUACAAGCCCAAGCCUCACCUCCAUCGAACCAAACCGCAGGGUUUUGCGGAAGACCCAGAGCUUUGAUACGGCCAGUAGCGAGUCUGUGUCACGGUAUGGGUCCUGUCAGAGAACUCUGAGUGAGCCUGCACGGAGAGGAAACACAGGGGUGUUCAUCAAGGGUCUGGAGGUGAGCAGCACUGAAGUGAUCGAUCGGCCAUACAGCCCACGACUGCCGCCCAUGCAUGGAUGGUCUUCUGUUGACACGCACUACAGCGGGAGUCCUGCACCAGAAACACGUAACAAGGGCAGUAAACUAUGCCACAUCGUAGAUGAAAUGAUAACGACGGAGCGGGAAUAUGUGCGUUCUCUGCGGUACAUCAUUGACAACUAUUUCCCUGAGAUGGAGCGUGCUGACCUGCCACAGGACCUGCGGGGAAAGCGCAGCGUCAUCUUCGGAAACCUGGAGAAACUGGUGGACUUCCACAGCCAGUAUUUCCUGAAAGAGCUUGAGAGCUGCUGCAAUCAUCCUCUACGCGUCAGCCACUGCUUCCUACGACAUCAAGACGAGUUCAGCUUGUAUGCUUUGUACAGCAAGAACAAGCCAAAGUCCGACACACUUCUGGCCAGCCAUGGGAACAGCUUCUUCAGGCAUAAGCAGCUGGAUUUGGGGGAUAAGAUGGACCUGGCGUCCUACCUGCUGAAGCCCAUCCAGCGCAUGAGUAAGUACGCCCUGCUGCUGAAAGACCUGAUCAAAGAAGUGAGUGAAGUCCAAGAGCAGGAGCUAACGCACCUACGUGCCGCCGCCGAGAUGGUCAAAUUCCAGCUUCGCCACGGAAAUGAUCUGCUCGCCAUGGAUGCGAUCAGAGAUUGUGAUGUGAACUUGAAAGAGCAGGGGCAGUUGGUUCGGCAAGAUGAGUUCACUAUUUGGUAUGGCAGGAAGAAGUGCCAAAGACAUGUGUUCCUGUUUGAGGAUCUAGUGCUGUUCAGCAAACCCAAACGCAUUGAGGGAGGCCUCGAUGUUUACAUUUACAAGCACUCUUUUAAGACGGCUGAUGUGGGUAUGACAGAGACGUCGGGUGAGAACGCUCUGAGGUUUGAGGUCUGGUUCAGGAGGAGAUCUUCAAGGAACCAGACCUAUAUUCUCCAAGCCAGCUCCGCCGAGAUCAAACACGCCUGGACCUGCGACAUUGCACGGAUGCUGUGGCAGCAGGCCACACGGAAUAAAGAAAUCCGAAUGCAGGAGAUGGUCUCUAUGGGGGUGGGCAAUAAACCCUUCCUGGACAUUAAACCCAGCGAUGCUGCUAUCAACAACAGAGCCAUUGACUACAUUAUGAAAGGCAGAGGGGCCAGGACAAGAGCCUCCAUUGCUGUCUCGCUUUUUGACCACUCAAACCCAUUCAAACGAGCUGCAGUAAAUGCUCCCGUUAGCGGCCCCCCAGUGUCCGGUGGCCCCUCCUCUUCCACGCUGCUGGGGCCCUUGAAUCUGCACAUGUACAGCAGCCAAAACCUGUUAUCAGGGGAGAGACCUCUCAUCAGCCCCUGCAUCGAGGAAGACGAGCUGGAACAUGAGACCAGCAGUCAGCCGUCUAUGACUACAGAGAGUUCUGGUUCGUCGUCUCACUGUCUGUCAGGUAGUGGCUCGAGUGGGUCAGACAGCGGAUGUGUGUCCAGUCACCUUCCCGAGGCUUUGUCCGAGGAGCCCAGCUCACCGUGUGACUCCUCCUGUUACUCCUCCAUCACCUCUCCCACCCCGGACAAACCCUGCUUUAACAGCCAGUACAUCUCAGCGGGGGAAGCUCAGGUGAUCGGUCCCUCUACUAUAGUGUGAACUGCUACAGUUUAAGUCCUGUCUGCGUCAGAUCGAGAAGACCACAUUGCCACACCGAAGAGGAGUUCAGAGCUAGUAUUUAUUGUUCCCAUUGAGUGCCAGCAAAUCUCAUGCCGUUUAAAAAGCGCUCAAAAUAGCACUGUUUCUUCAGUUCUUUUUUUAAAUCACUUUUAGCAUCAGUAGCUUUUAUAUAAAUUUAAAAAUGAGCUAUAAAACUGAAUAAACAUUCUUGUAUUUAUCUUCUUUUCAAAUGUUAAGAUACAGUAGUGUUCUCCGCCGUAUUGAUAACUGUAAAUACUGUAGUAGUGUACAAUGCACUUCUGAACUGUUGCGGUUAUUCACUUCCCACUCUUUUUUGUUGUUGUUGUUGCCCACUUUGCUGCAGACUUCAGCUGGUUUGAUUUAGAAAGAAAUGCAUUAAUGUUAAAAGGCAUGUCUAGAUUUCUAAGCAUCAGUACACUAAAGACAUUAAGCUGUGUUUAAAGCAUUUGUUGUAGAGUUUCUGUUCUCUCUGGUGUUUGAUAGCUUGUGGACCUGUAGUCAGUCGGUUCAGUAUGCUGUUUGAUAGCUGUACUGAUCCAGAAUCAGAGAGCAUCACUUCAAAUCAUUCGACUGGCCUCAGGUCAGCUCUACCCAGUACUGCUGCUAAUGGGAGCUGGAUAUCAUUGCUGCCUGUUUGGAGAUGGUGAGAGUUUUCAUUUCAGUUCUCUUAAUUACAUUAUAUUAGGUAUAACAAAAUACAACAUGUAAAUUGUAAAUAGUUGCACCAGUGGUGCUUUGAGGACAUAGCCUUUGGGAAGUAAUGUUUAUACAUGUAUUAACCCAUCAACAUGAGAAUCACUCAAGUUCUUUGUUGCCAACCCAAAUUGGAAGUGUACCAACAAAAGAUAGUAAAAAUAAUAAUAAUAAAAACCAUUGCAAGAUCCA